This is a messenger RNA of Girardinichthys multiradiatus, 1608 nucleotides long. RefSeq names its product SET and MYND domain containing 3 (gene smyd3). The transcript is spliced from 12 exons. The record is from RefSeq and is a predicted model, not a curated record. Lineage: Eukaryota; Metazoa; Chordata; Actinopteri; Cyprinodontiformes; Goodeidae. Gene Ontology annotation, cellular component: nucleus. Bases 34 to 1368 code for a protein of 444 amino acids. Gene Ontology annotation, molecular function: protein binding.
UCUCAUUACGGAUGUAAACACAACUUGGUGCACAUGGAACGAAAAGCGGGAAUGAUGCCGACUGUGGAGCGGUUUGUCUAUCCGGGAAAAGGGAACGGGUUGCGGGCUACAGCCAGGAUAGGCAGAGGACAGCUGGUGACCUCCGCCGAGCCGCUGGCGUGCUGUGUGUCCAGCAAGCGGGCCAGAGAGGUUUGCCACUACUGCUUCACACGACGAGUGGCCCUGUUGAGAUGUUCUCAGUGCAAGAUGGCUCGCUACUGCAAUACAACUUGCCAGAAACAGGCAUGGUCCGGCCAUAAGAGAGAGUGUAAGUGUCUGCGUAGUCUCCUGCCUAGACAUCCUACUGACUCAGUCCGUCUGGCCGCAAGACUCAUAUUUGCCCUGUUAAGUCCUACUAAGAGCAUCAGUAAUGAGCUCUACACUUUGGAGGAACAUGAAUCACACCUGAAUUCCAUGUCUGAGCAGAAGAAGCAAGGUCUUUCUCAGCUGGCAUCCAUCUUGGAACUGUAUGUACAACAGGAAGAUUCUAACUUGACACAGGAAAUGACAUCAGCCCUGCCACCUUCCUGCCAGGAUCCCCUUAGCCUUAUUGCAAAGGUGACGUGUAAUUGUUUCACCAUCAGUGACGCGGAGCUGCAGGAGAUCGGAGUGGGGCUCUAUCCAAGUUUAUCCCUGUUAAAUCAUGACUGUCGGCCAAACUGUGUGAUGGUAUUUGAGGGAACGAGGCUGCAGCUCCGGGCUGUCCAGGAUAUCAGCCCUAAAGAGGAGUUAACUAUAAGUUACAUUGAGACUUUGUCUCUGGCUGAAGAGCGACAGAGGCAGCUGGACGAGCAGUACCACUUCAUCUGCCGCUGCAAGAGAUGUGACUCAAAAAAAGAGGAGGGACUCAUGCUGUCAGGGGAGGAAGAAAAAUGGAACCAGCUCAAGAUGACCCUACCAAGACUGGAAGAACUGAAAACUGACUCCAAUUGGCAGGUGUUGUUGGAGAGCUGCAGUCAUCUCUUAUCAGCCGCUGGGGAUGAAGUUCCUGAUGAAAAUCUGUACAAGCUCAGGGUUACAGACAUGGCUUUAGAUGCUGCUGUUAACCUGGGACAGUGGGAGGAGGCUCUGAGAUAUGGCAUGAAGACACUUCCAGCUUACAAAUUGUACUACCCUGAUCCACAUCCAGUUCAUGGAGUUCAGCUGAUGAGAGUAGGAAAGUUGCAGCAUUACCUGGAGCACAUCAAGGAUGCUUUGGACACAUUUAAAGAGGCCUUUAUAAUCAUGAGGAUCACUCACGGUGAUGAUAACUCCUUGACAGCUGACCUGAAAAUAAGGAUGGAGGAAUGUCGUCAGGAGAUAGAUAAGCCGUUUUCUGGCAGACACUAAGACACACUAAGGACUGAUGAAAAAGUGAAAAAUACAUUAAAAGUUUAAAUAUCUAUAGCGUAGAUUAAAGAGUAGUACAGAGUUGCCCUUGAAAUUUUACAUCCCAACCCAUUUAAAAAAAGACUUUUUAGCCCUUGCAAUUAUACUCUUAAGCCUCAGAUUACAACUGUUCAAAUUGCAUUUUCUAGGCCUAAAUUUAGCAUAUCACAUCCACAAUAAAAAAUACUUUGUAUGUUUUUA